AUGGACCAAGAACAUACUCGCGCAGGCUGCAAUCUCAUUAUGCACAACUUGGCUGUGGGGUCGCGUCCACGCGGCAACCCGAGCGUAGCAUCCUUGCUUGGGUACACCGCGCAGCAACACCUGCACGCAAACCUGGAAGCAGAUAGGGCACCCGGUUUACCGCAUUGCGGUAAACCGGGUCAAGAACAAAAGAUAGGGUUUCUGACUAUUGUAACCAUGGUCUGCAUCAGCAUGGGCGUGUGUUCUGGAGAGAAAGUGAGAAACGCAAGGGAUGGUGCUCAUCAUCAUCACCAUCAUAGCCACCCAGGGUCUCAUGGGUUCCAUGGGUUUGGAGCUCGCCACUACCCACCUCCUUUGAUCAUUGAGGAGGCUAGCAGAAUUCACAUGGGCGUGUGUUCUGGAGAGAAAGUGAGAAACGCAAGGGAUGGUGCUCAUCAUCAUCACCAUCAUAGCCACCCAGGGUCUCAUGGGUUCCAUGGGUUUGGAGCUCGCCACUACCCACCUCCUUUGAUCAUUGAGGAGGCUAGCAGAAUUCAAGGCCAACACAAUGGAGGGUAUGGAUACACAGCACCAAGUGUAAGCUAUGGGCCACCUGCACCACACAUACCAACUUUCCAUGAUUAUGAUGGAAUCGACUCAAGAGGAGUGUGUCCUGUUGGCUGUGUGCCACAGGAGUCUAGGUUCAUUGGAGGUUCACCCUGUGGGAAGCCAUCCACCCACUAUGGACCACCUUUGCCCAUCUAUGCUAACCAUGGAAAUCACUAUGUGGAGGAAGAAGAGGAGGAGGAGGAAGAAGAGACUCCAGUGAAGCCAACACCUAAACCACCCAAACCCACCAGACCUCCAAAGCCAACCACAGAAAAGCCACCAAAGACCAACACCCUCCCACCAAGCAUUGAUGAGGAAACAGUGGAAUUGGCAAAGAACUUUGGCUUUUUGAUAGUGCCUGGAGAUGGAAAGCCAGCAGACCAGGCAAAGGUGGACAGAGUUUUGGCCUUGUUGCCAGAGGGACUUAGUUUCAGCCUAGUCCCAAUGGAUAUCCAGGAUGCAUUCUUUGCUGGUCAAAUUGACAUAGUUCCAUUGGAUGAAGAAGAGAAGAGGAAGUCCAGGUCCUCCCCAGAGGAAAGCUUCUCCAAGGUUUUCACUGGGAGAUCGAGAGACCAGCACCUGUAUCCCGCUCUUUAA
Messenger RNA from Notodromas monacha, 1185 nucleotides. The record is from the annotation of a GenBank genome assembly. Lineage: Eukaryota; Metazoa; Arthropoda; Ostracoda; Podocopida; Cyprididae.